AUGAAUUCAAAUACAUCAAGUCGAUUAUCAUCUAAUGGUUCAGGUUUACAAUCAUUAAAUACGAAAAUAUCAAAUACAGUUAUUGAUUAUUCACCAUGGGUGAGACAACAAAGACCAUCAUCAUCAAAAGCAGCGGAACGAAAACCUAAACUACCCACUAUUAUAGAACCUCCUAAUAUUGUACAUGAAGAAAAUAAAUGUUCGGAACUUUGUCGACAUUUACGAAGAAAACCUCCUGAGCCACUUCUUAUUCCUGACAAUCCUGCUAAAAUUCAAUGGUUAACAGUACAAUUACGAAUGCAUCAAACACGUAUAGAAACAUUUCUUCAACGUGAAGAUGAAUUAAAAGAAACUAAUGCAAAAUUACGUGAAUCAAUAUCUAACACUGAACGUUCAAGUUAUGGUACAGUUGAAGCUAAUUUACAUCGUUUUGAUCAAUAUAAAAAAACAAUUUCACUUGUUGAAACAAAACAAAAUGAAGAAAAACAAGAAUUACUUAAUGCACUUAUACAUGAACGACAACAACUUGCAAAUGAAGUCGAAAUGUAUGAAAAUCAAGUUGUAUCUCUUGAUAAUCAGAUAAGCGAUUGUCAACAAUUACUUAAACAACUGAAAACAUAUAAAGAUAUUGAAUAUCCUGAAAAAGAACGAAUUCUUCAAAAAUUAUUACAAGAUAUUGAAGAGACAAAUCUUUUUAAUUCAGAAGAAGUCGAUGAAAUAACUCGUAUUCUUAAAAAACAAGAACAGAAAUAUUUAGAAGAUCUUCGUUUAACUGUAGCAAGACUACGUGAAGAACAAGCAACAUCAGCUUUUUCUAAUGUGCAUAAAUCUUAUUUUCUUGUGUCACUUGAUAAUGAUCGAAUGCGAGAAGAAAUUGCUAUUCAAGAAGAAAAAAUUCGUCUAAUGGAAAUUGAAAAUGAACAUAUAAGAAAACUAAAUACACAAUUAAAACAUCAACAAACUAAAGCAUUCGAUUCUCGUACUUUAUUUCCACAUGUUUUCCGACAAACGACAAUGCCCAUUUGUACACCUGAUAUGGAUAUUGUACUUGAUAUUCCUGAACGACAACCCCCAUUACCUGUAUAA
Molecule: messenger RNA, 1086 nt
Organism: Adineta steineri
Lineage: Eukaryota; Metazoa; Rotifera; Eurotatoria; Adinetida; Adinetidae
Source: the annotation of a GenBank genome assembly